Molecule: messenger RNA, 1886 nt
Organism: Monodelphis domestica (gray short-tailed opossum)
Lineage: Eukaryota; Metazoa; Chordata; Mammalia; Didelphimorphia; Didelphidae
Product: solute carrier family 22 member 20
Biological process (GO): transmembrane transport
Cellular component (GO): membrane
Molecular function (GO): transmembrane transporter activity
Source: RefSeq, a predicted model, not a curated record
UCCAGCCCUCCCUGCCAUGGCCUUCACGGAGCUUCUGGACACCCUGGGCGGGGUGGGCCGCUUCCAGCUGCUGUACACGGCUCUGCUCUUGUUUCCCUGCUCCCUCCUGGCUUGCCACAAUUUCCUUCAGAACUUCACGGCGGCCGUCCCCCAGCACCGCUGCCAGGAGCGCGCCAACAGCACAGGGAGCGCCAACUUCACCGCGGACAACGGGUGGCGGGUGUCCGUCCCGGAGGACCAGCACCAGAGGCCGGAGCCUUGCCUGCGCUUUGUCCAGCCUCAGUGGGCCCUGCUGAACCCCAACGCCACAGUCCGUGGGGCGGCCACAGAGGGCUGUGAGGACGGAUGGACCUAUGACCUGAGCAUCUUCCCUUCCACGAUUGUGACCGAGUGGGAUCUCGUGUGCGAUUCGAGGUCCAUGAGGGACCUGGCUCAGACGCUCUACAUGGCAGGGGUGCUGCUGGGGGCGGCUGUGUUUGGCGGCGUGGCAGACAGGUGGGGCCGCAAGGCCCCCCUCAUCUGGUCGUACCUGCAGCUUGGGGUUUCCGGGGCCUGCGCAGCCUACUUUGGGUCCUUCGUGGCCUACUGUGUUUUCCGGUUCCUGACGGGCAUGACCUUCUCCGGCAUCAUCCUCAACUCCCUCUCUCUGGUGGUGGAGUGGAUGCCCACCCAAGGACGGACAGUGGCUGGAGCCCUCUUGGGUUAUGCCUUUACUCUGGGGCAGAUCUUGCUGGCAGGUGUGGCUUACCUAGUUCGGCCUUGGCGAUGGUUGCAAUUUGCUGUCUCUGCUCCGUUCCUGGUCAUCUUCCUGUACUCUUGGUGGCUGCCUGAGUCCUCUCGAUGGCUUCUCCUCCAUGGAAAAUCCCAUUUGGCCAUCCAGAACCUCCGCAAAGUAGCUAAUCUAAAUGGAAAAAAAGAGGAAGGUCAACGCCUUACUGAGGAGGUGGUAAAUGCCUACAUGCAGAGUGAGUCUUCAGUUGGACGACCCUCUAGUUCUGUCUUGGACCUCUUUCGAACCCCAGCCAUUCGCAAAGUCACUUGCUGCCUCAUGGUUGUCUGGUUCUCCAAUUCCAUUGCUUACUAUGGUGUGGCCAUGGACCUGCAGAAGUUUGGUCUCAGCAUUUACCUGGUCCAGGUGAUGUUUGGGGUCAUUGACAUCCCAGCCAUGCUGGUCUCCACCACCACCAUGAUUUAUGUGGGGCGCCGGGCCACUGUGGCCUCAUUCCUGAUCCUGGCAGGGUUCAUGGUGAUCGCCAACAUGUUUGUCCCAGAAGACAUGCAAACUCUGCGGACAGCCCAGGCAGCCCUGGGGAAGGGCUGCCUGGCCAGCUCCUUCAUCUCCGUGUACCUCUUUGCAGGCGAACUGUACCCAACAGAGGUCAGGCAGAUGGGUAUGGGAUUCGUUUCUGUGAAUGCCCGCUUGGGUGGCAUGGCAGCCCCCUUGGUCUCCAUGUUGGGAGAGUACCACAGCACCCUGCCCCCAGUGGUCUUUGGGGUUACUGCCAUCUUAGCUGGGGUGACAAUCUGCUUUCUCAUGGAGACUCGAAACUUGCCCCUGGUGGAGACCAUUGAUGCAAUGGAGAAAAGGGCCAAAGGAUGCCUUUCCCAGGAUGGAGAAAAGAGCGAAGACAUGAGCCUGCAGCCCUUAGCAAUUUCCUCUCACAUCAAAGAAACUAUCUAAGUUACAGGGACCCCUGCGGAAGGCCCUGUUCUCCUGGAGCCAGCAUGGGGGACUGGGCUGCUCUGGGGAGGUGUCUCUUGGAGAAGGAGCUGGAGCCUUGGCCCUGGACUUGGAGCUGAGGCCAGGCAGAAGGGGAUGAGGUCAGCUUCCCCAAUCAGUUUCCAGAUGUGUGUCAAAAUUUCCAAAGUGACUUGAAUUGAAGCAA